AUGGAACCUCUCUAUCAUCAAACAAAUAAACUGAUUCAGGAAACUCAGGCUUGUUUCCAGCUGCUAAAUUCCUCACAAGGCAAUGCGGGAAACGUGGAGAGUGAGAUCCAGACUAAAAUAGCUGCUGUCAAUGCGAAUUGCGAGCGAUUGGAUGUGUUUGUCUUCAAGGUACCUGUAGCACAGAGGCAGAAUGCUAAAAUGCGUGUGGAUCAGUUGAAAUACGACAUCCGGCACUUGCAGGCUGCUUUGAGGAUAUGGCAAGACAAGAAGCAACGAAGGGAGCAGGAAAUAAAUGAAAGAGAGCAACUCCUGAACCGGCGCUUUACGGCAAAUUCGGACAUGUCCAUUGACAUUGAUUAUUCCGUGCAGCACCACAAUGCAAUGCAAAAUGCCCAUCGGGGAGUGGAUGACAUGAUAAGUUCUGGCAGCAACAUCUUGGACAGCUUACGGAAUCAACGGGAGACACUGAAAGGGGCACACAAGCGCAUUAUGGACAUUGGAAAUACACUGGGACUCUCAAAUCAGACUAUGAGGAUGAUCGAGAGGCGAGUCCGGGAAGAUAAAUACGUCCUUUUUGGCGGGAUGUUUGUUACAUUGACGAUAAUUGGGCUAUUUUUGUAUUAUUUUGUAUUUUAGCAUCGCCUAUUUGUAGGCACCGAACAUAAUCAUUACCACUCUGUACUAUAAAAUUAAACUAUUAAAUCGGAAAUUUAUUUA
Molecule: messenger RNA, 717 nt
Organism: Lutzomyia longipalpis
Lineage: Eukaryota; Metazoa; Arthropoda; Insecta; Diptera; Psychodidae
Gene: Membrin
Product: probable Golgi SNAP receptor complex member 2
Exons: 4
Coding region: 1-636 (211 amino acids)
Biological process (GO): vesicle-mediated transport; vesicle fusion
Cellular component (GO): ER to Golgi transport vesicle membrane; late endosome membrane; SNARE complex
Molecular function (GO): SNAP receptor activity; SNARE binding
Source: RefSeq, a predicted model, not a curated record